AUGGGUAAAAAAAAGUCUAGUUCAUCAAAAGAGUCAUUAGAGUCACCAAUUGCACCACUUUUAGAAGUCAAUUUCAAAGAACCAUUAUUUACAGCAGCUGCACAUCCAACAAAACCAAUAAUAAUAUCUGGAUUAGCCACUGGUCAUUUAUAUUGUAAUUCAUAUAAUGCAGAAAUUUUGGAGGAAGAACUGACUAAAAAUAAGGAAAUAGCAUUGGAACGAGAAGAAAAAGCGUAUGCGCUGGGAUUAACUCAAAAUGUAACUAGAUCAAUAUCUGAAGUUAAAAAUAAGUGGUGGAAAAUAGUACAAGAUAAUACUGAAAUUUCAUCAAAUGGGGUUGAUAUAAAAAUGAAUUGGAAAACUAAAAGACAUAAAGGAUCUUGUCGACAUGCCAUAUUCGAUCCAAGACCUGAUCAAUUGGGGGAAUUUAUAUAUACUUGUGGAACUGAUAAUGUUAUAAAAAAAGCAAGUACUGAACUGGGUAAAGUAUUGGGGAAAGUUGACGUUGUUGAAGAUUAUUAUGAUCCAAAGGAUAAAUUAACUAAAUUGUGUCAUUCUACUACUCAUCCAUUUAUAUUAUCAGGUACUGAAGAUGGGAAUGUAUUAGUUUAUGAUUCAUCUAAUUUAUCACAAAAUAAUCUUAAAUUUAAAGUUGAAUCUGUUCAUGAUGAUUCAAUAAAUCAUAUACUAGCUAUGGCUUCUUCUCCAUAUCAUUAUUUAACUUUAGGAUCUACUACAUUAUCUCAUAUUGAUAUAAGAAAGGGAAUAAUAACACAAUCAGAUGAUCAAGAAGAUGAAUUAUUAUCAAUGUCAUAUACUACUGAAGAAGUAGCAGAUGGUAAAUCAGAUACAGUUAUAGUGAGUCAUGGAGAAGGAUUGAUUACAAUUUGGAAGAAUUCUAAAAAUAAAUUAAUGGAUCAAUUAUCAAGAAUUAAAAUUAAUAAAGAGGUAAGUAUAGAUACUAUAAUUCCAACAAUGAAUAAUGAUAAUGAUGAUCAAUCUAAUUCAGUAUGGUGUGGAGAUAGUGAUGGAGUUUUACAUCGUGUUAAUUUUAAAUCUGGGAAAGUUGUUGAAACUAGAGUACAUUCUAAAAUUGGGGAUGAAGUUGGAAUUUUAGAUAUUGAUUAUGAUUAUAGAUUGAUUAGUGCUGGUAUGGAUACUUUGAAAAUAUGGGGUAAAUAG
Messenger RNA from Lodderomyces jiufengensis, 1182 nucleotides. It is a transcript of the gene JIP5, whose product is annotated as Jip5p. Lineage: Eukaryota; Fungi; Ascomycota; Pichiomycetes; Serinales; Debaryomycetaceae. Gene Ontology annotation, molecular function: protein binding. Gene Ontology annotation, biological process: positive regulation of transcription by RNA polymerase I; rRNA processing. Bases 1 to 1182 code for a protein of 393 amino acids. The transcript has a single exon. Gene Ontology annotation, cellular component: nucleolus. The record is from RefSeq and is a predicted model, not a curated record.